This is a messenger RNA of Rhodamnia argentea, 1658 nucleotides long. RefSeq names its product UDP-rhamnose/UDP-galactose transporter 2. Lineage: Eukaryota; Viridiplantae; Streptophyta; Magnoliopsida; Myrtales; Myrtaceae. Gene Ontology annotation, cellular component: Golgi apparatus. The record is from RefSeq and is a predicted model, not a curated record. The coding region runs from base 383 to 1420 and encodes 345 amino acids. Gene Ontology annotation, molecular function: UDP-galactose transmembrane transporter activity; antiporter activity. The transcript has 6 exons.
ACACCGGGGGAAUUUGGGGGUUAGAAAGAGAAGGAGGGGGUAUUGGUAUUACUACACGACCCAAAAAGGCUGAGCAACACAACCCCCCUCAUUUCUCAUCUUCUCUCUCGUUCUCCCUCUCUUCUCCGAUCCAGAUCUUCGAGCUCUGCUGCAAAUCUAGGCGCUGGCCGGCGCGGUCUCCACGCGGUUCCUCCCGAGGCCAGCUCAAAUUUCGGAAGGCUUCAUUGUGUUUGGUCUCCGUCUCCGUGUCCUACUCCGUCGUUGCUUCGGCACCGAGAUCCGGAGCUGAUCUCUGCUGGCGAUUUGCGGUUUUUCUUUUUUUUUUUUUUGAGUUUCGCCGAUUGGGGAUUUGUGCUUCUAGAGAGAGAGACAGUUGGAGGAGAUGGAGAGCGAGAAGAAAUCGUCGGCCGUGUCCGAUGUGGGAGCGUGGGCGAUGAACGUGGUGAGCUCCGUCGGCAUUAUUAUGGCCAACAAGCAGCUCAUGUCCUCCAGUGGCUACGGCUUCGGUUUCGCUACGACGUUGACGGGGUUCCACUUUGCCGUGACUGCUUUGGUCGGUCUGGUGUCAAAUGCUGCUGGUUAUUCUGCAUCUAAAUACGUUCCUAUGUGGGAGCUUCUCUGGUUCUCUAUUGUUGCUAAUAUGUCCAUCACGGGGAUGAACUUCAGCUUGAUGCUUAACUCUGUUGGAUUUUACCAAAUUUCAAAACUGAGCAUGAUUCCUGUUGUUUGCGUGAUGGAGUGGAUCCUUCACAGUAAACAUUACUCAAGGGAAGUGAAAAUGGCCGUGAUGGUUGUGGUAGUAGGAGUUGGUGUUUGCACUGUUACGGACGUAAAAGUCAACGCCAAAGGUUUCAUAUGUGCUUGUGUGGCUGUCCUCUCUACAUCGUUGCAGCAGAUUUCAAUAGGCUCCUUGCAAAAGAAGUACUCGAUUGGAUCUUUUGAAUUGCUGAGUAAGACAGCUCCAAUUCAAGCCGUCUCUCUCCUUGUUUUCGGUCCAUUUGUUGAUUACUUCCUCAAUGGCAAUGCGAUAAUAGACUAUAAGAUGUCUUAUGGUGCCCUGUUCUUUAUACUUCUCUCUUGCUCGCUGGCGGUAUUCUGCAACAUGAGUCAGUACCUCUGCAUAGGACGAUUCUCGGCCACGUCCUUCCAGGUUUUGGGCCACAUGAAGACGGUGUGCGUCCUCAUACUAGGAUGGGUGCUCUUCGAUUCCGCGCUGACUCUGAAGAACAUAAUGGGGAUGAUCAUAGCCGUUCUCGGCAUGGUAGUGUACAGUUGGGCCGUGGAACUAGAGAAGCAGUCGAAUGCAAAGACCGCGCUGAAUGUGAAAAACAGUCUCACGGAAGAGGAAAUUAGGCUUUUGAAGGAAGGUGUUGAGCAUCCUCCCGCGAAAGACAUUGAACUUGGUGAUUCCAAGGUAUAGGUCUGUUAUCUUCACGUGUUUGACCUAAAUUAUUUGUCGCCGCAGCAGUUUGCGGUCGUUUGCUGCCGUCUUCCAUCCCGGCGUGCGUCCUUCUUAGAAUUGCCCUCUUUGUUUUAUUUAAUUUAUCACCUUUUUGAGUUAUUUUUUCCAUUUGAUAUUUGUUGUGAAUGUUAUAGGGACUGAUGAUCGUGGAAAUAUAAUUCCAUUCUUCAAAUCAAAUUUCUAUAGUUCACAUGUA